CUAUAGCAGACUACGCAAAUUGAAGGAUUGUUGUCAACGUUUGGAGUUGGUGUUAAAUCUGCGACAACAGACGUUCAACUAGAAUUUAUAAGAACGAAUUAUGAUAUUUUAUAUUGUAUGUGGACUUUUCCAACAUUGACUUUAAAUUUAAGAAUACAAAAUGUUAUGGAGACUGAGGAGGUAUAUUCGCCGAAACUACAAACCAUUUCCUGAAGACGACGCUAGAAAACAUAAAUUAAAUUUGUCGCUUGUUUAUGCUUUAGCUUCUUGGAAUUUGUUUGGGUACCUUGUAUAUUAUUUGGCAAAAGAAUCCUUUCCCAAAGAAAAUAGUGCUGCUGAGUACGCAAAAUUUUUGGGCGUCACACAAGCCAAUAUUAUAAAAUACAAAGACUUCUCCAAAGUGGAAGAAUACGAGGUCGAAAUCGCACCAGAAGAUCAUCGCAUUUUGAACAUUUUUGAAGAGACUUAUGGAGUUGCGGAAAAAGAAUAAAUACGA
Copidosoma floridanum is the source of this 496-nucleotide messenger RNA. RefSeq lists its product as uncharacterized. The record is from RefSeq and is a predicted model, not a curated record. Lineage: Eukaryota; Metazoa; Arthropoda; Insecta; Hymenoptera; Encyrtidae.